Messenger RNA from Linum trigynum, 9609 nucleotides. The record is from the annotation of a GenBank genome assembly. NCBI's taxonomy places the organism in Eukaryota, Viridiplantae, Streptophyta, Magnoliopsida, Malpighiales, Linaceae.
UAACCACGUAAAUUAACAUUCACUGCCUAGUUUUUUUUUUUUUUUUUGCAUUGCAAGGAGGCCGCAGACAAGAACAAGAGGCAGGGGAACAUGGGGUUACAGGGAGGAGGAAGAUCGGGCCGCAAUGCGGCGCUCGAACGUAAUGCCUAAACAAUCAUCUCGAAGCAAAGCCAUUAGUUCGGGUGGUGGAUUAGCAAGCUCAUGCAUACCGUAGGGUUAGACGAGACUGUGCUUCGAGAGCCAAUCCGCGACUCUAUUCCCUUCUCGAUAAACAUGAUUGAUGCUAACCAACCAAUCCCGACAUAGUUUUCUGCGAUUACUAGAGAGAAGAGUAGCGUAAGGGUGAAUGAGGUAAACUCUUUCUGAAUAAGCUGCAGGGCCAACUGCGAAUCAGUUUCUACCUUUACCACUUGGCAACCAAGUAUCCAGGCUAGAUCCAAACCAUAAUUAAUUCCCCAAAUCUCAGUAAGAGCAGCAGUAGCCAAUCCUAGAUUAGCCACGAACCCGCCAAGCCACCUGUAUGUCAAGUCUCUAACUGCUCCACCAGCUCCGGCUGGUAUGGGGUUGCCGCUCGAAGCUCCAUAGACAUUCAAAGUCACCUAGGAGCUUGAGGGAGGAGACCACCCGACGUUUUCCCAUUGUCGUUCAGAUGAGCGCACUCGGUUGUCAGGAAGUAGCGGGGGCACAUUCCAGGAGUCAUUCCAGGUCUUGGUCUUCAUCAUGAUGGAAUGUUCCAAGGUCGGGGCAGAGAGAGCGACAUUCGUUCCUCGAAGAGCAGUCGCGCAUCGAUUUUUCCAAAGGAGCCAAUUUGCCAUACUGAAGAAAGCAGGCUAACCAAUGUUCGCGGCUGACAUCUCUCUCUCCAAGAAGUUCCUGCGGGAGCCACUCUUCUUACGUAGUGCUGCAGAAGCUCUCUAGCUAUUGAGGAGGGACAUGGUGAGACCAGAAAAAGAUGGUCUGGGGGCAGUCCCUAAGGAUGCGAAGAAUCAAUUUCGGUUGUCCCGUACAUCUCUCACAGAAAGGGGUGGCAAUUUAGGGUUCGAGUUCGCAAUUUAGGGUUCGAGGAGGAGACUGGAGGUGGAGAUGAUGGAUAUAAUUGUGGGGAAGGUUAAUUGGGUCUCGAUUGGGGUCGGUUAGCCGGAUAACCACGGUUAAUCACCAUUGGUUACUCGGUCAACCGACCCCUUCCUUUUCCCAUCAGACCACCAACCGCCAAGAUAACCAGUCGGUUUUUGGUUAGCUGGUAACCAGACGAUUUUCGGUUAUAACCAACGUUUACCCGCUAACUGGAAACCGGAAUGCCAGCCCAACCUACAAGUUUGGAAUUGAGAUGAGACAUUUACUCACAUGCUAAAGGACGUGUGGUUAAGUGAUGCAGCAAGUUUGUGUACUUAGUCUAAUUAAAGUGUUCUUGUAUAAGAUGGCUAAUGUGUCAAGCCCCUUAGGUUUCUCGUCUGAUGGUACAACAGCUGGAGCCGGUAGACCCGGACAUGGUUGUUUGUAUGUGGGAUGAGCCUACUAGAAGUGGAUCUCACUCGGCUGGGGGAUGGUGAUUUGGAAUCCGGCUAGGGAUAUCCUAUUGGCUAAAUGAGUUCAAUUUCCAGGAAUUGAUGACCCUGCAGUGGUGGAAUUACUCGUCCUCCGCGAAAAAAUUUUGUGGUGUCUGGAGCAUGGUUUCGCGGUGGUCAGAUUCGAAGGGGAUGCCAAGGUGAUUAUCGAUAAAAUCAAGUAGGCGGAUACCAGUGAUAACUAGAUGGGUGUUGUUCUUGAUGAAGUAAUGCAGUAUUUUGCUGCCCAUUCUGGGUUUAGUGUUCGAUUCGUAGGUCGGCGUUAUAAUAGGGUAGCUCAUGUGGUGGCUAGAAAGGCUCUUUCUUUGUACCAGACUAUGAGUCGUUUCUUUGAUUUUCAGACCUGGCUGAAUUCCACGGUGUAACUAUCUUUUGUCAAUCAAUAUAAGAUUAUCUUUUGUAAAAAAAUAUUUAUUUAUUUAUUUUACAUAAUUAUAAAAUUUAUUAGACCAAAAAUCAUACUGCAAUAUAUUCAAAGCAAAUUACACUUGUAUAACAAAAACUUUGACGCUAUUGUCAAUUAUAGAAACUUUUGCGAAAAUAAACAAAAUAGCCAAUUCCGUUAAAUUCUUUGACGGUGUCAAGUAACGGACUGACUGGACUAACGGAAAGCUGAGCUGGACACUCUCCAUCAACAACAAUUCCACGCGGAUAAAUUAAAAAAUGAAAAUUUGAAUUUUAAAAUUAGAAAAUGGGUCUUUUGACUAUGGGAAAUUUUCAAAACCCAUCUCAAAUCCCCAACAAAAUCAGAAUCCCGAAAAAUUCCAAAACACAAUCAGAAAAACUGAAAUCCUUCUCACCAAAAAAAAAAAUCUCACCAAAAAAAGAAAGACUGAAAUCCAUCUUGUAGCUAGAGCCGUCGCCAGAGUUCACUCCUUUUGAACCCAUAUCACUUUUUAAAUCCAUCUUGUAGCAACAGUGACGACGAUGGCAACAACGACGGGACGACGAUUCAGAAGAAGCGUUGGAGUUGAGCUCGGAUCGGCUGCUAUAUCUCCGUCUCCAUCUUUGGUGGCCAAUUCCAUGGAUUUGGGAUUAGGGUUUUCUGGAGAGUGUUUGUUGGAGAUGCAUGCAGGGAUGACCAAAUUGAUUUUUUCAAUAUGUAGAGGAAGGUCGGUUUGCAGGGGCCUUUGAUUUGCCUCCUCAAUUUCCAGGAUUGACCGAUUUGGUGAGAGGCAAGGGAGAAGAAGAAAAAGAGGGGAAAAUGGUUGAGGGAGAUAUGAAGAGAACCGUCGAUUGUUUUUUUCUCUCUCUCUUCUCUCUAUUUGGCUUCUUGGGCUGAUUUCAUUGAAGCAUAACAGAGAGGAUUGCUGGGUGUUGGGUUUUGGAAAAAAGGGGUUGGAGCAACAGAGGAGGAUGGGGAAGAAUCGGCAGUGGAAGGAAUGAGAAAGGACGACAUCAUUGAGUGGUGGGAGAGGAGAGAGGAUGAGAAAAUAAUUUAUGAUUUUUUUAAUUAAAAUAUGACAUGACAUCCAUGUGGCAAGUGUUGUUGAGUUAUUGAUGAUGUGUCCGGUGAGUUGGCAGUCAUAUCAUUGUUUCGUUAAUUUGACUAAUGGUGUCACUAACGUCGUCAAACAGUCAAACUAUGUAACGGAAAUGACUAUUAUUGUCAUUAAACUUUCAAAUUUCUGGCUAUUAUUGGUAUUUCUUCAAAAGUGACUAUUAUUGUCAUAAACGUCAAAGUUUUGGCUACACAAAUGAAUUUUGCCUAUAUUCAAUUUGAUACGAUCCAAUCUAAAUAUUGAUUUGAUCCGAUUUAAAUAUUUGAUUUUGCAGAUGCAGUCAGUAUAGAUCAAAUCAUUACACAACACUAGAGGUGGCAAUUUUAAUCCAAUCCACCAAUCCAAUCCAUCAAUCCAUUAAAAAUAUCCACCUAAUCCAAUCCAUUUAAUCCAAAUCCAAUUGGAUUGGUGGAUUCAUGGAUUGGAUCCAUGGAUCAUUGACAAAUUACGAUUUAGUACCUAUAAUUUUUAUUUUUUACAUUUUGGUACCUAAAAUUUAAUUUUUUAUACGAAAAAUAUCAUUGGAAAAUUACGUUUUGGUACCUAAAAUUUUUCAUUAUGACACUUUAGUACCUAAACUUUUUACAUUUUACAUAUUGGUCCUUGGUUGAGGAUGCCAUUUGGAUUCAUGAAUAAUCCACCAAUCCACUUGAUCCAAUCCAUGAAUCCACCAAUCCAUUUGAUCCAUGGAUCCACCAAUCCAAUCCAUGAAUCCACCAAUCGAAUCCAUUUGCCACCUCUACAAGUGCCAUGUGUGCUGAAGUAGAGAGUCGUAGGAAGAGGAUAUCCAUAACCACUUGCUCUGCUUACCAACUACAUUCACUACUUUUAGUCUGGGAUCUGGUGGCAGCCCGCCCACCAUAGGAAUAGUACACACCCACCAACCCCACCAAACACCGUCAAAUUACAUUAGCAGCAGGAAAGCAAAAAAGAAAAGUGCUUACGCACAAAACAACCGGAUUUAAUCAUCGGAAAAAGAAAAUUAACGGAUCUUCUGCCGAAAAAUAGAAACAAACACGAAAAAAAACGAAGGCCAUAACUGUCAAUUCACAAUCUCCACCUCGUCCAUUUUAAGCCCCUCUCCGUUUCCACUUCCAUUUCUUUCUCACCCUGUUUCUCCCUCUCUCUCCACUCUGUUUUUUCUUCUUUCUUUCUCUCUCUGAAUCUCACCAGAAGAAGAGAAAACAAAGAAAGAAAAUGGAUCCAGUUACAGUAUGGGGAAACACUCCGUUGGACCAGGUGGACCCUGAGAUCCACGACCUCAUCGAGAAGGAGAAGCGUCGCCAAUGCCGCGGGAUCGAGCUCAUCGCCUCCGAGAACUUCACCUCCUUCGCCGUCAUCGAGGCCCUCGGUAGCGCCCUCACCAACAAGUACUCCGAGGGAAUCCCCGGCAACCGCUACUACGGUGGCAACGAGUACAUCGACCAGAUCGAGAACCUCUGCCGAUCCCGCGCCUUGGAGGCCUUCCACUGCGAUCCGGCCAAGUGGGGUGUCAAUGUGCAGCCUUACUCCGGCUCCCCUGCCAAUUUCGCCGCCUACACCGCCGUCCUCCAGCCCCAUGACCGCAUCAUGGGUCUCGAUUUGCCAUCGGGUGGCCAUCUCACUCAUGGGUAUUACACCUCGGGGGGUAAGAAGAUCUCCGCUACUUCCAUUUACUUCGAGAGCUUGCCCUACAAGGUGAAUUCUGAGACGGGAUACAUCGACUACGAUAAGCUGGAGGAGAAGGCGCUGGAUUUCAGGCCCAAGUUGAUCAUCUGCGGUGGCAGUGCGUACCCUAGGGACUGGGAGUAUAAGAGGUUCAGGGAGGUUGCUGAUAAGUGUGGCGCUCUUUUGCUCUGCGAUAUGGCUCACAUUAGUGGCCUUGUUGCUGCUCAGGAAGCUAACAACCCAUUCGAGUACUGUGACAUUGUGACGACCACAACCCACAAGAGUUUGAGGGGACCUAGAGCUGGUAUGAUCUUCUACCGCAAGGGACCUAAGCCAGCAAAGAAGGGACAGCCAGAAGGCGCGACCUACGAUUUUGAGGACAAGAUCAACUUCUCUGUGUUCCCUUCUCUCCAGGGAGGUCCUCACAACCACCAGAUCGGUGCACUUGCUGUUGCAUUGAAGCAGGCCAACACCCCUGCAUUCAAGGCCUAUGCCAAACAAGUGAAGGCCAAUGCAGUUGCUGUUGGUAACUAUUUGAUGAAGAAAGGGUACAAGAUGGUCACUGGUGGAACUGAGAAUCACCUUGUUCUGUGGGAUCUCAGACCUCUUGGGUUGACUGGCAACAAGGUGGAGAAGCUUUGUGAUCUCUGCAACAUCACCGUGAACAAGAAUGCAGUGUUCGGUGACAGCAGUGCUUUGGCCCCAGGAGGUGUGAGAAUUGGUGCACCGGCCAUGACUUCAAGAGGGUUGCUGGAGAAGGACUUUGAGCAGAUUGGUGAGUUCCUCCACCGUGCAGUUACCUUGACACUGAGCAUUCAGAAGGAAUACGGGAAGCUGUUGAAGGACUUCAACAAGGGUUUGGUGAACAACAAGGAGAUUGAGGCUCUGAAGGCUGAUGUUGAGAAAUUUGCAGGUUCCUUUGACAUGCCCGGUUUCCUCAUGUCCGAGAUGAAGUACAAGGAGUAAUUAGGGUUUGGUUAUACUUCAUCCAAUUUAUAUUCCUGAAGUAGCAGCGUGAAUUUUUACCCGAUUAUGAAUUUAUGAUUGUCUCCCCACCAAAGAAAGGAAAAGAAGGGGUUUUUUCUGUCUUUUGUUGGCUUCAUAGUUUGUUAGGUUGUCCAUUUCACAUUAUUUUCCCCUGUUUGUCGGAUGUUCUCCUGUUUAAUGCAUCUGUAUCCUCAUUGCUCUGUGCUUUAUAACCUAGAUUGUUGGCAAAAUCAAUAAAUCAAGCAGUCGAAUUACAGAUUUCACAUAACUUUGAUCUUUCUUGGCUAUAGCUACUGGAAUUACAGUUGUUAAACCGGGGUUGGACUGACCGGUUUAGCUUUAGCUGGUCUUGGUCGAACGAUUGGCUUUUGCAGUUUGAUCAAACGAUUGAGCUUGCGAAUCCCUUCCUCUGCUUUCCUCUCCAAGCACUUCCACUCUCUGCAUUUCACUGCAAAUCCGAGUCUUUUUUAGAACACCGAGCUCGAUGAGCUGGCUUACUUUAGGCACUCCACUAUUCAAGUUGAGCGCAUGCUUUUUGGCUCUUAGAAGCACUCUCACGUUUCAGACAGACAAAUUAUCUCUUUACUCUAGUUUUAAGGUUCACAACUUCAAACUUGUCUUACAGUCAGAGUUGAUAAGUUUUCCAGUAACUUCACUCAUAAAUCAAGACAUUCUUCUGUGUUUUCAACACAAAUCCAGAUAUUCACAAGAAUAGAAAGCAAUUAACAACAUCCAGCCUCCAGGUAUGAAAUACAACCUUCUCACCUAGCUCAGCUUGAUUUUUUUUCCUCAGCCAACCUUUCCAACUCUUCCUCUAGCCUUUUGACAUCACGUAAUAUGUUUGAUGCAGCAACCUUUUCCUCCCUUAGACCAUGCCAGCGUAGCUGAAUGUGCUGCAGAUCAUUUUCCAUGUACCUUAGCUCAUCCCUUAACUUUUCCAGUUCACUCUGCAGAGAAUCCCUAGUUACCAGGAGAAGAUGAUCAAGAUAGCAAAAGACCUUGCCGACGAUUGCCCAGCUCCAUGCUCGAUCUCUUCACACCAUUUCCCCUAUCUCUUUGUUAAGGUGCUCGCUCAUUUCACAAUCCUCUUUCGUUUCUGUAUAUGCUCUCUGUUGAACGAUUCCUUUGCACUAUCGUUUCCCUAAGUAGACUGAACAGAGCCUAUCCGACCAAUUAUUGAAGGGUGGAAACUUCGCUUGAAAUUGGUUCAAUUCAUGCUCUUUUAGGCUUCCCAUUGUUGGCGCUCCAGUGAUUCUUUAUGUCCUUUGCCACCUGCUUAUAAUCUGGUGGAAUUGCUUUAUCAUGCUUUCUACUGCAGCGGAUGUGAAAAUGAGGUACCCUGCAAUCAAAUUUAGAGGUCGAAUUUCUUACAGUAGAACCUCAAUGGAGGUGAAAAGGCUGCAAGGGAGCUUCUAAGGAGCCUUGAAGCUAAGUGGUCAAGUUGCUGUUGGGUUUUUAUAGAGUGGAAGCCAACAUUCAGAAAAGGCAUGUUCUUAUCUGAUAUUAUCUUGUGUAUCUUUCAGAUGCUGUCAAUAGUUUUGUCGAGACUGGGAAAGUCUGUCUCUUUUUCAUAACAACUAACUAAGCAACAUAUUGUCUGAACCAUGCUACUACAGGUAUUCUUCCUAGAAAGGUUGCUGUUAUGCAGUUGUGUGCAGAUACUGGUCAAUGCUACGUGAUGCACAUAUUUCAUUCCGGAAUUCUUUUAACUACAUCCUACACUUGUGAAAGUACAAAACAUCUUUCUGUAUCCAUCCUUUUCUCUUCUAUUUUGACACCCAGAUUAUAGAUGUAUUUUAUGUUGCCGUGCUCUGAUGCCUCUGCAGGUUGGAGUUGGGAUUGGCAAGGACUGUGUGAAGGUUUUUAAAGAUUAUAAUGUCUCUGUUCAAGCUGUGGAGGAUCUUUCAUCUCUAGCAAAUCAAAAGCUUGGCGGAGAACCCGGAAAUUGGAGUCUUAAAGCUUUAACUGAGAUGCUUGUUUCCAAAGAGGUACCUUCACAUUUUCCUGUCUACCUACUGAAAAAUUACUACACAUUCUGCAGUCAAUCCUAGAUGGCAUCUCUUGUGUGUUUGUGUAUCUUCAUGCAUCAUCUCCCUUUGAAGUUUAAGUUGAGAUAACGAAAAUCAAAAUCUACUUAGGGAUAUAGGAAUAGCAAUGGUGAAUAUGCGCAUCGAUUGAGAACUUUCCAGUGUUCCUUUGUAACGCACAUAUGGAGUGUUCAGUUAGGGAUAUAGGAAUUGUGCAUUUGCAUCAGUGGGGAACUUAACCAGUAUAUCCUUGCAGAUCUAACAUCAGGUUAACCGCGAUACUGUGCUUUAUACUCUUGUUAGUAAAACUUGCUUCUGGAUUUUGUACAAAUAUAGCAUCCAUACCCAACAAAUGAACUGCAUUGACGCGAAUAUAGACAAACUUUGGCGUUGGUAGUUAUCCUGUGGACAUUGUUAGAACCACCCACAGGGGGAACUUAUGUAGAUUCUGGACCCUCACUAACAAACAUUGCACUCAGAAUAAGUUAGGAAAUAAGGUUGCGUCAGCAUGAUGGUUUUCAGACUAAUGGUCUCUCUCCCUUGCUUCGCAAGAUCCUCCAGCACCUGUGCUUUUGCUUGUGGUUUCCCCCUCUAAACUAAUGUUCUCUGCCUUCUUUUUACAUCAUGUCUUCGUUCUUCUGCAAAUUCGCCCAUUUAAGCUCAGCAGUUUAUCAAACGAACAAACUACUCCGAGAUUCAACUGGAAACCUCUAUCCUCCAAUGUCAUUUUGGGCUGUGGUCUUAAGCAAAUGCGUCAAUAAGGUAUUCUAACUAGCUAAUGAACUAUACUUUGUAGCUUCCGAAACCGAACAAGAUCAGACUGGGGAACUGGGAAGUUAAAUCUCUAUCAAAGGAGCAACAGCAGUAUGCAGCUAUAGAUGUUUUUUUGCUUCUUGGCAACUCUACCAAGUAAGUUGUUACUUUCUACAGAAAUCACGCUGCUACUGCAUUUCUUAUUUACAUAGACCCCACACGUUACACAGAACUGUUUCUUCUAAUGAAUAGGUCUUGAAAGAGCUUGCCGACACAAAGAAUUCUGUAGGUGAAGCCAGUGAGGACGUGAAAGUUGUGCCACCAUGAGUUCCUACCUGUAGAGUUCUUCGUCAUCAUCCUGCAAGGCAAGUCAACGAAAAUAACAAUCAAUUGCUCAACAAACUGACAAUUAACUUAGGCCCUAGUCUUUUUCUCGUCCUAUGGCAGAUAAGGACUAUAGACUAUAUAGCCUAAGAUCGUCUGAAACCUCAUUGUCUUCUGGUCCAUCUAAUCAAAGCCUAAUGUCCCCACUGAUAAAAUUAUUGAAUCCAAGUCCUACUUGAACAUCAGAAUGGAAAAAAAGUAUCCAAAAGCAUAAUUUAGUAAUCUCUUAAAUGACCCAUCUCAUCAAUGAUCUCAAGUAUUUUGGAUGUACCCUGUAGCUUCGUUUGCAUUCUUGUGCUUCAAUCUUCUUUCUGUUCCCACUUCACUUAAUGACUGGAGGGCCAACUAUCUGUACCAACUUGUGCCUGUUUUUUAAGCAGGUAAUCGGAAAUUUGAUUCCGGGGACAUUCUUAAUUGCAAGUUGCCAGAGCUAAAAAAUUCACUCCCUGUACUUGUUUGAGGUGUGGAUUUGAUCCUAGAGAAACUCUGGCACCACCUACCAAUAACAAUAGUUACCAAUAGGGGUUUCCUCCACAUCUAGGUUGUCAACCCGCGGGUUGACCCGGACCCGAUCAAGUUAGUGGGUCAAGGAUUAAUGGGUCAACCGUUUUAGCCCGGUUUAGCCCGGAAAUAUGGAAAGAGUCAUUAUAUCGUACUUUUCCUUAUAUAUUAUAUUAAAUAUUAUCUAACAUAUGACUUAUAACAUAUAAUAUUACACCAAAAUAACAUAUCGUACUUAGA